CUGACUUUGUGAACUCGGCGCGAGUCGACCUUCGCUACAACAACAUCAGCAGGGUGUCUCCCCCGCUGGCCACGCCCCCCGGGGAGCCCGCGCCUGUAUUUAUGUUAGACCACAACCCGUACCGCUGCGACUGCGAGCUGUUCCCGGUACUGCGAGUUCUCCCGGGGUUCACUACGAAGCCGCUGACCCUGGGCGAGGCCGCCUGCUCGUCGCCCCCCAGUCUCGCCGGUGUCAAGUUGCUCGAGUUGGACGUGGAGCGGUUGCACUGUGACGUGCCGUGUGCCGGCUGCCGGUGCCACGGGGUGCCCGCCACCUCGCGCCUGCACCUCCAGUGUGACACCGUGCCUGAAGUGUGGCCGGAGCUGCCGGGCGGGCUGCGGACGGCGGAGCUCGAGCUGCUGCGGCCGCCGCCCGGAGCCGUCGACUUGACCCGCGCGCCCCCCUACCUGCGCCACGCGAACCUGUCCUCGCUCAACCUGACCGGCUACCCCGCCGUGCGGCACGCCAUGGAGAUAGACCUGCGACACAACCUGCUGCGGGGCGCGCCGCUCGGCCUGUUCGCCGCCAACUGCAGCGUGCUGCUGGCCGACAACCCGCUGGGCUGCGAGUGCGGGGACGCGGAGCACGUGGCCGCCUUCGGCGAGCACGCGGCGCUGGUGGCGGACCUGGCGGACGUGACGUGCGCGGACGGCGCGGCGCUGGGCGGCGUGCGCGCGGGCGCGCUGUGUGCGGCGCGGCGCGCGGCGGCCGCGGGCGGCGCGCUGGCGCUGCUGGGGCUGGCGGUGGCGGGCGGCGCGGCGCUGCUGCGGCGGUACCGGCCCGAGCUGCGCCUGCUGCUGCGCAAGCUGGGGCUGCCGGUGCGCGGCGACGCGGCGCGCGGCGCCGAGCGCUACGACGCAUUCGUGUCGUUCGCGCACGAGGACGAGGCGCUGGUGGCGGAGCGGCUGGUGCCGGCGCUGGAGGGCGGGCGCGCGCCGCUGCGCCUGUGCGUGCACUACCGCGACUGGGUGGUGGGCGACUGGAUCCCGGCGCAGAUCGCGCGCUCCGUGCAGCAGUCGCGGCGCACCAUCGUGGUGGUGUCGCGCCACUUCGUGCAGUCCCAGUGGGGCCGCAUGGAGCUGCGAGCGGCGCUGGCCCGCCGCCGCGUCGUGCUGCUGCUGGUGGACAACGCGGCGCUGGCCGACCCCGAGCUGGCGCAGUACGCCGCACUCAACACAUACGUGCGGCUCGACGAUCCGCUCGUGUGGGAGCGCCUGCGGGACGCCGUGCUGCUCGCCGAGCCGAGCCCGCGCGCGCCCAGUAGGCUGCUCGCCAACAUGCUCGGCAUACACCGCAAGUCGCAACCGGCUCGGGUCUCCGGCGAGAAGAACUGAUUACAUCUUCUUUUAUAUUUGAACCACAAUCUCACUGAGAAUCUCACAACAAAAAUUCUUAUUUGCUGAAUGCAUUCGAUAAAAUUGAUCAAAAUCUUAUUCUUAACAAACUAUUAGACGACGGCAUCUCUUAAACCUCUAUUAUUUUGAUUCAAAUCAAACGUAAGUGUCAUCAUAAAUGUUUAUACUUCCGAGAGCUAAACUAUAUUUUCUGAAGUACCCCAAGGAUGUCUCCUUAGACCUAUACUCUUCGUAUUCUCUAUAAAUGACGUUGUUUCGGUUACAAAACAAACAAAAAUGUUUGUAAAUAUUGGUUCAUCAUGCCACUCCGACAAGUAAUAUUAGUCAUCACUCUCCACUGCAACAUACUCUAAGACUAUGAAAUGCGUCUAUUUAAUAAUUUUAUCUAAAUUGAUGUUUUUUUUUUAUAUAUAAGAGGGAGCCAACGGACAAUAGGCUCACGUGACGGUUUUUUAUAUUUGGUCCACCAAUUGGGACAGACACAUAAAGACCAUACAAUAGACAUUCAAUAAUAAUUCUUCUCUAUAAAAAGUGGACAUGACACUCAAAUAAACAAAAGGUACUUUAUAAGUUUUAGGUUACACUUAUAUAAGUAGAUAAGGUAACAUUCAUUAUGUUAAUUAAAUCAUAUUAUAUCCUUAAUUUUAGAAUUUGCUGAGGCGAGAGACCCUUAGAAAAUAUCCGUUUUAUGAGAAAUAGAGUUAUAAGGAGAACAUGACCUGUAAGUGGGCGAGUUUACCAACGUUAGUUCUUUGAUACGGUAAAUGAAAGGUCUUCCGGUUCAUGAGCCGGCAGCUGAUUCCAUUUUAAAAUAUACUAAUCUGCUUUCCCACUUUGAUAAACUUCUACAUUUAUUAUUUGUAAAUGAUAGCUGGUACAAGAAUAUCUUUUGAAUAUUUUCCAAUCUUGCACAGUGAACCAACUAUUUUGAAGACCAUAGUGAACCAACUCUUGUAGUCUAAUAUGCUUCUGACGAUGCUUGAAAACAUUGUGGUAAAAAACUGCAGGUCUUUAAAAAGGUUAAUUAGCCUGGAGAUAAAACCAGAAAGCUUGGAGGAUCUUUGAAAAUGUUCUCUGAAAAUUAAUGUCCUAUCAACUAUCACUCCUAAGUCUCUUAUGCUCUGAACUUCCUUAAGUCUGUGAUCCCGCAAGCAUUUCUUCUUGUAGUAUUAUGUUGUUAUCAUCUUGCUGUAUUUUCUUUCACAUUUUAAGUCACACACUAAAUCAUUUAUAAAUAUGAUAAAGAAUAGUGGACCCAAGUGAGAUCCUUGAGGGAACCAUGGGUAUUGAUUAUGCUCUCGAUACAUAACCUUGGACUUUAACGAUUUGAGUUCUAUUUUUGAGAUAUGAUUAUCACAUGUAUUAUGAACCAUGAAUACCCAUUGCCAAUAUCUUCCUCAGUAAUAAGGCAACGGUUAAUGAGGUCGAAAGCUUUACUAAAAAUCGGUAUAUAUAACAUACAUUACCUUCAUCAAUACUUUUCGCGACCUCCUCAAUAAAUCCAAUUAAAUUCGUUAUAGUCGAUUUUGUCGAUUCGUUACAAUUUAAAAGAGUGUCCAGGAUAAUGGUCAUUUACAUACAUUUAACAUUAGCUGAUGUGAUGUGAAUUCUUCGUUAAAUUGAAAUAAUUUAUUUGUAUCUUGAUAUUGUUUAUUGACCACUUCAAGUGACAACUCGUCUGUGCGAGGAUAAUAAAUAAUAACACGAAACACAACAAUCGCCUAUUGUUUAUUAAACAAGUGAUAACAUUCACAAUAUAUUAUUAUUAUCACGUCUUCCCUUUGUCAAUUUCGAGCCGGGAGUCGCUACUCGAUAUUCUAUCUAGAUCUGUUUGAGAUCUGCUCUUAUGUGCUCUAUGAAUCUCUUCUAAAUGGUAUAUUAACAUGGGGGCGUACACAUCGUAUUGAUUUUUGAUAUUGAAUCUCUUAAAUAAUCACAUACAUACAAGUUGUACGUUUAUAUACAAAUAUCUUAUAACAUUUAUAUUAAUGAGAUGUAUUUUAUCCUGUGUUUUUAAAGAAUUCCCGUAUUGAUUGAAUUAUAUAAAAUGACAUAUUUAAUAAUUACAUUUACUUACGCCGAGAGCCGUGUGUGCUGUUAAUGUGAUAAUAUGGGUACUUUUGUGUUCGCUUUUUACAAUUAAUAAUAUGAUGGUGCUAUAUUACGAAAUAAAAAAGUAUUUUUAUAUGAACGAGACCACUAAUUAGUUGUACUUAUUGUAUCAUAUAUAAUAUUGAAUCUCUAUAAUAUGAUAUUAUUAUUUGUGAUAUAAGUGUUCGUGUAUAUUAGACGAAAUCACCAGAAAUAAGUCGAUUGUUAUUUUUGUAAAUAAAUAUUUGUUACACUC
Molecule: messenger RNA, 3741 nt
Organism: Leptidea sinapis
Lineage: Eukaryota; Metazoa; Arthropoda; Insecta; Lepidoptera; Pieridae
Product: protein toll-like
Exons: 1
Coding region: 102-1373 (423 amino acids)
Biological process (GO): toll-like receptor signaling pathway; innate immune response
Cellular component (GO): membrane
Molecular function (GO): transmembrane signaling receptor activity
Source: RefSeq, a predicted model, not a curated record